This is a messenger RNA of Haliotis rufescens (red abalone), 1539 nucleotides long. RefSeq names its product scavenger receptor class F member 1-like. Lineage: Eukaryota; Metazoa; Mollusca; Gastropoda; Lepetellida; Haliotidae. Bases 3 to 1325 code for a protein of 440 amino acids. The transcript is spliced from 10 exons. The record is from RefSeq and is a predicted model, not a curated record.
ACAUGCUCUCUUGUACAGACAGUGUAUUGGGCAAGUGUGAGGCGUUGACGUUCGAGGUAUCCGUCAUGGGUCGGUUCUUGAUUGGACUGCUGGUGGGAUGUGUCAUCGUCACCCUCGCAGAUUCAGAGUGUCACUGUACCACCACUACUGCCUGCGUCGUGUUCCCCUCUACUCCCUGUAGCCAGGUCGGCCGUCCAGACAGAUGUCAGGAGGGAUGGUUCGGUCCUUACUGCCAGAAACAAAAUAUUGCAUUGAGGAGAACAUGCAUCCAGAGCAGUACAUACACGUACGGUCCAGCAUAUAUAUACGGAGCAGGACUUGCUGUAGAUGGUAGAGCCACCACAAAUGCCAGCAGCAUGCCAUUAACAUGUGCUCAUACAGAGCAAGAGACAGAUCCCAACUGGACUGUGAACCUGAACACUUCAGUUCCAGAAAAGAUACUACACAUCAGAAUGUAUCUACGUGAUAACCUGUUAGAAAGAAGCAACGGCAUGGAGUUACUUGUUGGCAGCAAGAUGUGCUACAACUGGUCGUCAACUGAACAUCCUCCUCCUUUAGCUAACGUCACCUGCCGUCAGCCAUUGACAGGAACCACGGUCACUAUACGGAUACCUGGUCCCAGGAAAUUCCUUACUUUGUGUGAGGUGCAAAUAUUUGUUUGCAGUGAUGGCUGGUUUUCUGAAGAUUGUGACAAACAGUGCCGGUGCCUUAGUAGUACUGAUGUAUGUGACAAGAUAACUGGUCACUGUUCUAGUGGAUGUUUCCCAGGAUAUAUUGGUUCCGACUGCCAAACAACAUGUCCAAAUGGCCUUUAUGGUGUCAACUGCUCCACCCAGUGUGGGAACUGUCUAGAUGAUGUUAUUUGUGACAAGUCAAACGGAACGUGUCCUGGAGGAUGUGCAGCAGGUUGGCAGAGUGACACUACAUGUCUUCAAGACUGUGCCAUAGGAAAGUAUGGGAAUAACUGUACAUCAGAUUGUGGAUUAUGUAAAGGAUCCAAGGCCUGUGACAAAGACAGUGGGGAAUGUCUUCAUGGCUGCAUUGGUAACUUCAUGGAGCCUUUAUGUCAAGAGGAGGGGUCCAACUGGGGAAUUCCUGUAGCAGCUGUCCUUUGUAUGUUGCUGAUCUUCACAGUGAUUGGGGGAGCCAUAUACAUCCGACGAUUGAUGAAACAACUGGAGAGCUUGAAAUCUAAGAUGUCAGAGCAACAUUAUGUGAAUCUUGAUGAGAAGACAAAGGUCCAAGCAACAGAAAGUACCUACGAACAUAUCGACAAUGCUACUCCUUACUACAAUACAGUUGAUCACGUUCAGGAUGAAACUUGAUGGUUUUAUCUUUAUCCGGCGGGGGUAUAGAUGACUUCGUUGACUAUACGCUUGUUUAGUUAUUGUUUCUUGUAAUUUGUCAUUUUGUUGCAUAAAAUAACCCACAGAAACACACUUGUUUUACUUUUCAAAUAUAAUAUAAAACAAUACACAAUGGAAAUGAUGAAUGGUGACUUACCGUUCUUUGUGUGCUUGAAGGGCCUCGAAUGGCAUA